Topomyia yanbarensis is the source of this 3090-nucleotide messenger RNA. RefSeq names its product regulator of G-protein signaling loco-like. Lineage: Eukaryota; Metazoa; Arthropoda; Insecta; Diptera; Culicidae. The coding region runs from base 517 to 3090 and encodes 857 amino acids. The transcript has 2 exons. Gene Ontology annotation, molecular function: GTPase activator activity; protein binding. The record is from RefSeq and is a predicted model, not a curated record.
UAAUCUUCGAGUGUCAGCUGGAAAUCUGAAUACGUGCGGAUUGUGUGAUUACAUUUUGAGCGUUAGUGUAAACAUUAGGGCUUCAACGCAUGACGCCAAUAUUUGAUGCAACGAACAGUUAAAAUUAGUAUGAAGAUAAACUGAAAAUUUUCAAAGAAACCCUCAAUUUAUUGAACCGCGUAUAAUGACAGCUUUCUAGUUAAAACACUCGCUGGAGUGUGAGUGGUAAAUACCGCAUACGAGCUUCACACACGACCAGUGGAAAGGAAUGCAGACAUCGCAGAGCAACAACAUUCAGCGAAUUAACAACUGAACGGUCGAAGAUCACCCGCGGCAAGAGUUGGUGCGUUCGAGCGACGGGCGAGGGAUGCAAAUUGCGAAGGCAACAACUGCGGAGUGGUGAAAUGAUUUUGACAUCAUUACAAUUUUUCGGUUUUCCUCGCUUCGAGAGGAACUACAUUUUCAUUGAAAGCGUUUAUUGGUUUUGAAGUUUUUAGAUUACCACUCGGCGAAGCAAUGCAUGGCCAUCGGAGAAGAAAGAAGCGACCGAACUACGGUAUUCGGUCGGUAGAGGUCAACCGCGGAUUAAACGGGUUUGGGUUCACGAUUUCCGGCCAGCAACCAUGUAUACUGUCGUGUAUCGUGGCAAACUCUCCGGCGGAUAUAGCAGGAUUGCGAGCGGGCGACUUUUUGAUUUCAGUGAACGGGAUGAAUGUAUCCCGAUUGCCACAUGAAGCAGUUGUGCAGCUGAUUGGGAACACCUAUGGGGCGAUAAAAAUGGCCAUCGCAGAGAACUACUAUUCGGACAGUUCGGAUGAAGACAUUUUAUUCCAAGGAAGUCAGCAGAGGGCGCGGCCAAAGUAUCUUCACCAUAAAACCAAAUGCAAUCGUUCGACGGUGAUGGGAAAACAUACCGAAAUGAGUGGGAAUGUUCCUGCAGCAGAUUUGGUCGGAACCUGCGAGAGUGCGGCGGCUAUUGUUGUAAACGAUUCUCCAACGGCGUAUAAUGUUAUUCAUAGUCCGAAUGCAAGUAGCAGCUGUGAUAUUUCUAAUGUCAGUGCGAUGGUACGACUGAUACAACUUAAUCAGGAUCAAGAUGAAGUGCGAGCAGGUUCGUCACGAAAUCAGCCAGGAUCUGAGAUUUCACUGGAGUAUAAGGCUGUCGUUGGGUAUCUCGGAACUAUAGAGAUGCCAAAACAGAUUGCUACAAGUUCCAAGCUACAAACCGUUAGGAGUUGCAUUAGAAAGAUGCGUCAUGAGAAACGUUGUCCCACAACGGUUUUAAUGACAAUACUUCCGUCCUGUUUGAAUCUCAUAAACACAAGCAAUGCCAUUAUAGCUAAAUAUUCAUCGGUUAGACUUAGUUACGUGAGCAGCAGCAGCGAAAAUGAUAAUCGUUAUUUUGGAUUGGUUACAUCGGCAAUAUACGCUGAUGGUCUAAUGUGCGAAAAUUCGGAUAUCCUAAAUCAACGGAAGGACGUUGUGAUAUCCAACAGUUGUCAUGUUUUUGUGAUUGAUUCAAAGCUAGUUGAUCAUGCGUUUCAUCUCGAGAAGGCCGAUUUGUUUAAAAUAGUGUGCACAAAGGAUCCAAUCACUAACCUUUGCUUAGAAUUUCCUAGCAGCUCGGAGUACGUUGUCAGUCUAAUUCGCAGCAUGUAUAAUCUGAAAGCACCCGUGAAGCCGGAAGGAGCCCCAUGCAGUAGGCCUCCUGUUGCUAGAAGCCUUAAUCUAGAUCAACCAGUUCGUCCCUAUCCGCGAGCUCUAAAUGAUGCAAGGAUGAAUGGUAGGGCUGUGGAAGAUCCUCACGACUUGCUGGCGUCAAAUUCUCCACAGCCGAGCAACCACAGCGAAAUCACUACAACGUCCAGUAAUUCUGAUUCAGGCAUAGGUUUCCACAACGACUGUCGAAACAUAUCGGACCGGAUUCUCGUUGUUGAUUUUCCGGGUAUCCCAAAUCACCAGCAGAUAGGUAAUGUGCGAGCACACUUUCGCAAGUCACAUCCAUUCGGUCCACCCGUGCGUCCAGUUGGAAUUAUCAACGAACUACCUCCGAAAUUAGAUCCAAUCCGUAAUAUUCGAUGUACAGGUCGAUCGGAACCUAGUCUUCAAAUUUAUCACGGUAAAUCAAAAUCCGCUGACUACAAUUAUCCAAUGGCCUGUGGCAUAGACCGACUCACCGUUCGAGCCCGCCCAGAUCCAAAAUCCUUUAUUUCGGACCGUUCCCCUAGUAAGGACAACGCUCUGAACAACCUCAGCCAGCAAUCCCCUGUAAAGUACGAGCAGAUUUACCCAAAUCUACCAAGUCAACUGGAUAGUUGGACCGCUGGCAAAACAGUGGAUGAGCUAGGUAAUGUUGUUCAGGAACGUCCGAUCGAUGUCCCUAAACUGGAAGAGGUUUUCCAUGAUCUCGAACGCUAUAACAGUGAUAACGUGAAAAACAGUCUACUGGCUGCUCGAUCCUGUGACGAUAUGAUCCUGUCGUUCGACAAAGAAAUCUUCGAACCGAAAGUUCAACUAUCCGCCGAUGAUCUGACACUGAUGGCAAAGAAAGAAAUGGACCCCGUCGGAGACGAACACGUGUUCCUACAACCGGCGAAACCGAUCAAACGUUCGAAGAAAGCCUGUUCACAUAAAAGUAAGCAGAGUGGCCCACCGGAUGACGCUUCCAUUGGAUCUUCAUCAAACCGUUCGUCGCAGCACAGCGGUACCGGCGGUGGAGAUAAACUGAUGUCGUACAAACUUAGCCCUAAGGUGUUCGGUUUAGCUCGGCCAAUGUCGAUGAGUUUUGAAAACGUAUCCAGCGUCGGCACCACCGGUGUUGAAGUAGAUAAAGUGCGCAAAAACGAGAAGGAGGAACACAACGGUGAACGAAGAAGUCGGCCGUCGAAGAGGCUUAGUGGUGGGUUCUCUGCUAUUUGGGGUAGUUUGCAGGAACUGAGAUCGGGUCUGAAGCAUGAAGAUAGUGCAAUGAACAUGGAACGGAGUGAUAAAGUGACUAGAAAACAGCAGGAACGUCGACUGAUUCUGGAAGGGGCCUACAGUGAACCGGAUCUACGCUAUGAUGAGAUUGUCGCGGCAUUAAAUCCGUAG